Messenger RNA from Podarcis lilfordi (Lilford's wall lizard), 450 nucleotides. The record is from the annotation of a GenBank genome assembly. NCBI's taxonomy places the organism in Eukaryota, Metazoa, Chordata, Lepidosauria, Squamata, Lacertidae.
AUGGCUGCGUCCAUGUCGCUGCUCUCUGGCUGCAGGUGUCUGGUGUCUGGGUUCUUGUGGGGAAACUGGGCUCACGCCGCAUCUCAUGGAUUGAAGCAGGUUGUAGAAACUACUGAAAGAAACACAACUAUUAUUGAAGGUAAAGUGCUGGAAGUUGAGGAAGCCCCAACAACUCCAAAUCCUUCUGGCCAAUGUCCUAUCUGUCACUGGAACCUAAAGCACAAGUAUUCUUAUGAGGAUGUUUUAUUGGUCAGUCAAUUCAUAACCUCUGAGGGAAGCAUGCUGCCCAGGAGAGUUACAGGCCUCUGUAUGGAAGAGCACAGAAAGGUUGAAGUGUGUGUGAAAUUAGCUCAUCAAGCAGGUUUGCUGCCAAAUCAUAAACCUAAACUUCCUGAAGGUUUUGUUCCAAAAAACAAGAAACCAAAGCUCAACAGGUAUCUUACCCGAUAA